This is a messenger RNA of Centruroides sculpturatus (bark scorpion), 1338 nucleotides long. Its product is annotated as patched domain-containing protein 3-like. Gene Ontology annotation, cellular component: membrane. The coding region runs from base 224 to 1240 and encodes 338 amino acids. The transcript is spliced from 2 exons. The record is from RefSeq and is a predicted model, not a curated record. NCBI's taxonomy places the organism in Eukaryota, Metazoa, Arthropoda, Arachnida, Scorpiones, Buthidae.
UUUAAGUUUCAGCUUUGCAUCGUUGAUUUUGAUUUAAUCGAAUGUUCAGUACUCUGCGAAAUACUAGAAAUAUUUUAUAGUGGUCAUAAUUUCACUUUACUCUGCAAUAUUUACGAAUCGUAAUUUGAUUUAAUUAGAAUUAUCAAGCUUUUAAUUAAAUUUAAGACGACAAACAAAGACGAUCUCUUAAAAAAGUGAAUAAAAAAUCCAGAAAAGAUUCGCAAUGAAACUCAAGUAUCCGAGUAUAUACUUAUCGCAGAAGCUGAAAGAGUUAGGAUUACGUGUUGGUAGAAAUCCUAUUUACUUUAUCGUCGUUCCACUGUUUGUAUCCAUGGUAUUAGCUACGGGUCUUCACAAGUGGCACGAUGAAAGGAACAUGAAAUAUUUAUUUGAACCCAAGAAUACCAGACAUGUUAAAGAAGAAGAAGUUAUAGCAAGACUAUUUCCAAUGAAUUUAUCUUCUGAUGCACACAUGGGAAGGAUGAACAGAGAACCAAAUAUAGCAGUAGUCCUAGUAUCAGCCAAAGAUGAAGGAUCAAUGCUUCGAAAAAAAGUAUUUCGAGAAAUUAUUCAAUUAGAUGAAAUUAUUCAAAAUAUAAAAACUGCGGACAAUUUCACAUACAAAGAUUUGUGCGCACGAAAUAACAAAAGAUGCUUCGAGAAUUCUAUUUUAUUCAUGCAGAAUGAAGUGGAAAUGAUAGAAAACAAAACUUAUACUAUUAAAUAUCCUUUACACGAAAUAAGUCGAUACGAGUAUCAACUGAACAGUUUAUUUUUAGGAGGUGUACAAAAAACUCCAGAAGAUUACGUGAAAAGCGCGAAAGUGUUGAGACUCGUUUACUACUUUAAUGAUGAUUCGAGUAUUGGAAGAAACAGAGUAGAAGAAUGGCAAAAUUUGUUUUUGGAUCGUAUUGAAUCAAGUACUUUUCAGCAUAUAACCGUUUAUCGAACCACGUCGAUUACAAUGGAACAGGAACUAUUUAAAGUCUUGUAUCGUUUACUUCCUCAACUUCCGAUUUCAAUGUUAGCAGUAGUAAUCUUUUCAAUGCUGACUUGUCUGUAUAACAGUUGGAUCGAGAGCAAACCUUGGAUCGGAGUCAUUGCAUUGAUAUCGGGAGGAAUGUCUUUGGCUUCGUCAUUUGGAUUGGUCAUGUAUUUUAAUAUACCGUUUGUGGUUACUGCUGGAUGUGUACCCUUUCUAAUUAUAGGUAAGAAUUGUAAAUUGUUUAAAAUUAUAUAAAAGUUGUUUUUCUCACCGUACUAAUAUAGUCCACUUUUAAAUUAAUACUAUAUACAGAUAAAGAUAAUUGUAGGAUUUGCGAUUUAUUCAAAUUGCUG